AUGAAAGCGGUGUGGUACUUGUUCUUUUGGGACGCGGGCAAUUUGGUUUUGGACACCUGUAAGGUUUUUGAAACCAGUGGAGCUAUAUAUAAUUGCAAUGAUACCAAAGUAGCUUUAAGCGUCAUCAAUGAAAGGGUCACAGAAGUGUUUGGGCCCUAUCAUUCAGCGGGAUGCGCGGCAGAGACGAAACGCCCGGUUGUAACAGUAGACCUGGCUGUGAUUGGGGUUUCAGAGGGAAACCCUCUGGAUGAUGAGGGACUGAUCUACUUGAAGGAACUUGUAGGGAUGAGCAUGGCUGUCAAACGUGGAGCGAAACCGCCAGACUCACAAUCAUUCUUGCGGUGUACUGGAGCUCACGUAGCUCCGCCUCAAAUGGGCCUGACCUAUGACCUACUUGACAAUGCGAAUGCCCAGCAUGAACCUAACAGCGUCGUAGUGGUAACGGUUGAAGAGAAGAGGAUUAUAACAAGGAAGGGUAGCGAGAAAGCGGAUGUAGCGAGCGCAAGAGCGUUUGGAGAUGUGAGGGCAAGUAGAGUGAGAAGGAGGGAAAAACCUACAGAGAGUUUCGAGGAUCUCAUGGCGGAUUUGGUUGAAGCGUUCUUUAAGAUCUAUGUGGUCGCUCUCGGAACCAGGUUAAAUAUUGAGGUAAAUGACUUGCCUGCCGAGCCAAUCCAACCUCUCUUGCACGCAUGCACAAAAAACAUGGUCGCGAGGCGGCUGCACCGCGCCAUCUUCCCAAGCACUGAAUUGUCGUUGAUGAAUCGUAUGAGCCAGCUGAGCCCAUCUUUGCGAGAGUCACAGAGAAACAGAGGAGAGUAG
Suillus clintonianus is the source of this 819-nucleotide messenger RNA. RefSeq lists its product as uncharacterized. The coding region runs from base 1 to 819 and encodes 272 amino acids. Lineage: Eukaryota; Fungi; Basidiomycota; Agaricomycetes; Boletales; Suillaceae. The record is from RefSeq and is a predicted model, not a curated record. The transcript has 13 exons.